This is a messenger RNA of Arabidopsis lyrata subsp. lyrata, 1293 nucleotides long. Its product is annotated as F-box protein At1g80960. Gene Ontology annotation, molecular function: protein binding. The record is from RefSeq and is a predicted model, not a curated record. NCBI's taxonomy places the organism in Eukaryota, Viridiplantae, Streptophyta, Magnoliopsida, Brassicales, Brassicaceae. The transcript has 3 exons. The annotation marks the transcript as partial.
UUGCAUUUUCAGGUUAUAAACAAUCACAAUGGCCAUCUAGAGACUUGCAUAAUAUGCCAUUACUCAUACCAAUUAGAAGACGGAACGCUUGCUUCUUGGAUCCAAUCACUGACUAGUAUGAAACACACCAAAAAUCUUAUCCUUGCAAAUUUUAAUGGUCACCUCGUACCAACAAUUGAAGCCUAUGUGCUUAAGCUUUCCCCAGAGAUAUUCUACCACCCAAAGCUAAGAACACUCUCGCUAUAUCAAUACAUAUUACAGGAUGCACAUGCCUUUAACAAUUGUAGGAAUCUCAAGCACCUUGAACUCUUGCAAAUCUUUGCUGAGAUUGGUGUUUUCAACGAAGUCAUCUCGUCUUGCCCCUCCCUGGAGGUUCUUAUCCUACAAAUCAUUUUCUUCAACCCCAGUGGUCAUUUGAAGAUUGAUCAUAAAAAUUUAAGGAUCUUGUCCAUCUCAUGCAACCAAAUUGAUAGCAUUGAAGUGCGUGCAACUCGUCUUGAUAUUCUCUCCAUAGAAAAUAUCCUAUGUGAGAGUGAUAAGGUCGUUCUCGAAAUCCCUAGACUCCCGUUUGGUAGAAACUAUUGGGUAGCAGGAAGGCUCUUUCCUCAUACCAGCAUCAAUAUCUCAUGUCCCCCUAAGAAGAACGAAAGCAGUGGGAUGGCGAGGCCUCUCAACAAUGUAACAUUUCUUGCAUCUUUAUCUGUGAGUUUAGAUUUGAAGAAUCCUCGAGAAGUCGAGGUGCUAAGGAAAAUGUUAGCUGUUUGGACUGAAAAAAUGAUAGAACUUGAAAUAUCAUUUAAGCAUAACAAUUCUCUUGGGGAAGAAGGCAAAUCUUCUAAAGGUGGAGCAAAUAACAAGCUGUGGGAGAAGGCAGAACCGUUUCCCAAUGCUGAUUUUCGCGUGGAUACUAUAUGGAUGCACAAUUUCAGCGGUUCAAGUAAAGAACAAUUUGCACUAGCUUCGCGUUUUGUGAUGCAAAAGACAGUAAUGAAGAAGAUGAUGAUUAAGACCUCAUCUGACGAAAAGAAGAAGAAAAGGAUAGAAGCGGCAGUUGCCAAGCUAAAGGAACUUCCAAAAGGUAACAAGGAGCUUAGUAUCGAAUGCUUCUAAUGAGAUUUGGUUUGGAUCUAUCUAUAAGAAGUCAUGAAAGUGAAGAUUAAAUAUGGUCUGAACUCUCAAUCUCAACUUUCAAGUAAUUAAUUAAUGUUUUCAGUGUUUGUUUGAUGUUGUAAUAUCUGGGAUUUACUUUGUCCUCAUAAUCAUGCCUAAGGUAUAGACAUCUUUACAUAAUGU